Spizellomyces punctatus DAOM BR117 is the source of this 1962-nucleotide messenger RNA. Its product is annotated as phosphoacetylglucosamine mutase PCM1. The record is from RefSeq and is a predicted model, not a curated record. Lineage: Eukaryota; Fungi; Chytridiomycota; Chytridiomycetes; Spizellomycetales; Spizellomycetaceae. The transcript is spliced from 10 exons. Gene Ontology annotation, molecular function: phosphoacetylglucosamine mutase activity; magnesium ion binding. Gene Ontology annotation, biological process: UDP-N-acetylglucosamine biosynthetic process; carbohydrate metabolic process. The coding region runs from base 58 to 1731 and encodes 557 amino acids.
CUGAGAGCGCGUUCUUCAACAGAUUCUACCGCAAAAUUCAUCAGGACAGGAAUCAACAUGACUAUGGACCACAGCAAGAUCACCGAGCUCUCAGCGAAGCACCCAAAACUGAACGUCUCGUACACGUAUGGGACUGCGGGCUUCCGUACAAAAGCCGACGUUCUAGACUCAGUUAUUUUUCGGGUCGGGCUACUUGCGGUGCUUCGGUCAAAGAAGCAUGCCGGCAAGGUCAUCGGAGUGAUGAUAACCGCGUCUCACAACCCUGCCCAAGACAAUGGUGUCAAGCUCGUUGAACCCAUGGGGGAAAUGCUAGCUCAAUCGUGGGAACAGUAUGCAACGGAGCUGGCCAACGCCUCCUCGGACGAUGCCUUGAUUGCAGCACUGCAGAAUGUUGUGGAAAAGGAGCAAAUUGACCUUUCGAACGAGGCUGUUGUUAUUGUCGGCAGAGACACCAGGCCGAGCGGUGAGGCGUUGGUUGCUGCUUUGACCGACGGUGUGCAGGCACUUGGGGGGAAAAUCACCGACUAUGGAUUGACGACUACUCCCCAGUUGCACUACCUUACACGCUGCUUAAAUACCCAAGGCACGCCAGACGCGUACGGAGAGCCCAGUGAGCAGGGUUACUAUCGAAAGCUGGCAGAAGCAUUUAAGCGGAUAGUGUCCGGCAAGCCCAAGUUGUCGACGAUUUACGUAGAUGCCGCGAAUGGCAUUGGUGCACCGGCUCUUCAUAAGCUGGCAAAAGUGCUGACCGAUGACCUCUUAUCCGUGCAAGUGGUGAAUGAUGACACGGCUACACCAACGAAGCUUAACCACCAGAGCGGUGCUGAUUUCGUCAAAGUCAAUCAAAAGAAGCCGGAGGGCUUCGAUCUGAAGCCCGGCAUGCGAUGUGCGUCUCUGGAUGGUGAUGCUGAUCGUAUUGUGUUUUGGUACGCGGACAAUGCCGGAACGUUUAAAUUGUUGGAUGGAGACAAAAUUGCGACGUUGGCGGCCGAAUUCAUCAUGGGGCUUGUGCGAAAGGCAAAGGUCCCAAACAUCAACGUAGGUCUGGUACAAACCGCGUAUGCAAAUGGUAGUGCGACUGCAUAUGUCAAGGAUACGCUGAAAGUACCUGUUGUCUUUACGCCAACGGGUGUGAAGCAUCUCCAUCACGCCGCAGAGGAAUUCGAUGUUGGGGCGUAUUUUGAAGCCAAUGGGCAUGGAACGGUCUUGUUCAGCCAGCAAGCUAUCAAGGCGUUCCACUCCACCACUGGAAAAACUGCGGAAGAAACGGAAGCGCUUGAGAUUUUAAAGGCAUUGACUGACCUGAUCAACCAAACGGUCGGCGAUGCACUAUCUGAUCUUCUGAUGGUGGAGGCAAUUCUGACCUCUCAAGGGCGGUCAUUGGCGGACUGGGAUUCUGCGUACUCUGAUCUGCCAAGUAGAUUGGAGAAAGUCAAGGUGCAAAAUAGAUUGAACUUUGAGGCCAUCAAAGCGGACACAGAGCUUGCCAAGCCAGAGGGCUUGCAGCAAAAGAUCAACCAGCAAGUUGCGAAAUUUAAACAUGGCCGGUCCUUUGUCCGUCCGUCGGGUACAGAGGAUGUCGUUCGCGUCUAUGCGGAAGCUGAUACACAAGAAAACGCGGACCUGUUGGCAAACAUUGUCUGCGGGCUCGUGUACGACCAGUAUGGUGGCGUUGGAGAACGCCCCGCAAAGUUCAAAAAAGUGGAUCAACAAGGGAAUAUCAUAGCUUAAGCAGCCAACAGCCGAGAUAGAGAUUGUUAUUAGCCGUUAGAGUCCGGAGAAAUUGAACAGUGCUGCAUAGUUGCGCUAUUUACGGCACUAUAACUUUGCUGUAGUCUCUGUGGUCUUAAAUCUAGGUUCUACGCCCUCAAUAAUGUAACGCGCUAUCGCAUCCCACGACCCAUCUUUGCACGCCUUUUUAAAUAGUCCCAUGUGACCAACCUCCUUAGCGCCUAGCUCUUU